Entrophospora sp. SA101 is the source of this 363-nucleotide messenger RNA. Lineage: Eukaryota; Fungi; Glomeromycota; Glomeromycetes; Entrophosporales; Entrophosporaceae. The record is from the annotation of a GenBank genome assembly.
AUGCAAGAAGAAAAUGCAAACAAUGAAAUAUUAUAUAAGGCUUCUAAUUAUGUGACGAAUCGUAUGAAAGAAAUGACCAAUGAAAAAGAUUUGGAUGAUAUAGUACAAAGUCAAACGCUCAUUCAUCAAACAAUUGAAAAAUCAGUAACAGGCCUAACUAAUUUCAAUGAGUUUAGUCAAUGUAAAUACGAUGAAUUAUUUAAAAAGUUUGAAAUGCAUACUAAAAAUAUCAAGGAAAUGAAAAAUGAUUUAGAUUACAUUUUUAAAAAAAUAAGAUUGAUUAAAACAAAAAUAAACAAACAAUAUCCAAAUGAAUUCAUGCUAAUCAAGCAAAAACUUCCUAAAUCUGAAGAGGAGGAAUAA